AUGGAUCGUGAAUGCAAUAACCAGCCAAGCUAUUCAGAAGCCAACCCAUCCUCCCACUGGACCUCUCCUUCAACUUCUAGCAACCGAAGAUGUGUCCCACAAGACCUUCAUGAUAAAGAAGAAGCUGGGAAGAAGCAGAUACAGAACAGGCCCAUCCCUUAUUGGAUCUGCAUGCGCACUGACAACACCAUCCGCUACAAUGCCAAGCGCCGCCACUGGCGCCGCACCAAGCUCGGCUUCUAAAUCUUCUGCGUCCGCCGUCACCAUCAUGUUACUUGUAUUUGUCUCGAGCUUUUUUACUUCUGCCGCCACUUUUUUGUUGUAGGUCUCGAUCGAAUUUCAUUUGAUUCGAAGUCACAAAAUUGAAACUUUAA
Messenger RNA from Coffea arabica (coffee), 374 nucleotides. NCBI's taxonomy places the organism in Eukaryota, Viridiplantae, Streptophyta, Magnoliopsida, Gentianales, Rubiaceae. The record is from RefSeq and is a predicted model, not a curated record.